Nannospalax galili (Upper Galilee mountains blind mole rat) is the source of this 2083-nucleotide messenger RNA. It is a transcript of the gene Golim4, whose product is annotated as golgi integral membrane protein 4. Gene Ontology annotation, cellular component: Golgi apparatus; Golgi membrane. The record is from RefSeq and is a predicted model, not a curated record. Lineage: Eukaryota; Metazoa; Chordata; Mammalia; Rodentia; Spalacidae.
UGCAGCCCGGCUUUUGUGUCUCGCGUCUCCUGCCCAUGCCGCGUCCAGCCACCUCCCACGGUGGCCGCUGCUGAGGCUCCCUCCGGGGACCGAGGGGACGAGGACCGGCACCGCUGCCGCGCGGGGUGCAGGCGGGACUAUGGGAAACGGGAUGUGCUCCCGAAAACAGAAGAGGAUCUUCCAGACCCUGCUGCUGCUCACCGUGGUCUUCGGCUUCCUCUAUGGCGCGAUGCUCUACUACGAGCUGCAGACGCAGCUGCGCAAAGCCGAGGCGGUGGCGCUCAAGUACCAGCAGCAUCAGGACUCGCUCUCCGCCCAGCUGCAAGUUGUCUAUGAGCACAGAUCAAGACUAGAGAAAUCUUUGCAAAAGGAAAGACUUGAACACAAGAAAGCAAAAGAAGAUUUUCUGGUUUAUAAAUUAGAAGCACAAGAAACGCUAAACAAAGGAAGGCAAGAUUCUAAUAGCAGAUACAGUGCAUUGAACGUCCAACAUCAGAUGUUGAAAAGUCAACAUGAGGAGCUGAAGAAACAGCACAGUGACUUGGAGGAGGAACAUCGCAAGCAAGGGGAAGACUUCAGCAGAACAUUCAGUGACCAUAAACAGAGAUACUUGCAGCUUCAACAAGAAAAGGAACAAGAACUUUCUAAGCUAAAAGAGACUGUAUAUAAUUUGAGAGAAGAGAAUAGACAGCUAAGGAAAGCACACCAGGACAUUCACACACAGCUUCAGGAUGUCAAGCAACAGCAUAAGAACUUACUCUCCGAGCAUGAACAGCUUGUAGUGACUUUGGAAGACCACAAGAGUGCACUGGCUGCCGCACAGACUCAAGUUGCGGAAUACAAACAGCUAAAAGAUACUCUGAACAGGAUUCCAAGCUUUCGAAAUCAUGACCCAGCAGAGCUGCAAAAUGUCACCUUUACCCAGGGGACACAUUCUCCACAAGGUCACAGCAUAGUAAGAAAGAAACCAACAGGAGCUCUCCAAGAGGUGUCUCAAAAUAAUGAGGUGUGGCAGAACCAUGAGGCAGCUCCUGCAAGAACAGAGGAAGUGAAACCUUUUCCUUCCCUUCAGAAGGAGGCAGAAUUCCAGGCUCCUGCAGAACAGAACCAACAAGUGGAAGCCAGAAGGCCGGAAGAGCAUCAGGUAGAAGACGAACACAGGAAAGCUCUAGAAGAGGAGGAAAUGGAGCAGGUGGGGCAGGCAGAACACCUGGUAGAGGAACAUGAUCCAUCCCCAGAGGAGCAGGACCGGGAGUGGCAAGAUCAGCCGGGAGAGAAGGAAGCAGCCCACCUUCUGGAUGGCCAUGCUCAUGCUGAGGUGGACCGUUCAAACAAACCACUUAUGAAACUCCGAUCCCCAUAUGAGGAGCAGCUGGAACAGCAGAGGCUGGCGGCGAGGAGGGAUGAGGAAGCCCAGCGACUGCGAGAGCACCAGGAAGCCUUGCACCAAGAGAGGCUACAGGGACACUUGUUACGACAGCAGCAGCAGCAGCAGCUUCUGGAUAGAGAGAUGGCCCAGAAGAGACAGGCGGGGCAUGAGGAAGACCAGCAGCAGCGAGAAGAGCAGCUACGGCAGCAAGUUCAUUACAAUGCCCUGGAGAAUGAUGCCAUUCAGGGAGCUGAGGACCAGGGAAUCCCAGAAGAGGAAGGAGGUGCCUAUGAAAGAGAUAAUAGGCACCAAGACGAAGCCGAAGGAGACCCAGGCAAUGGACAUGAGCCUCACGAACCAGAGCCCCAGGAAGCCGAUCCAGAAGCUGAGGCAGAUAGGGCAGCUGUGGAGGACAUAAACCCAGCAGAUGACCCCAACAAUCAAGGUGAAGAUGAAUUUGAGGAGGCUGAGCAAGUGAGAGAAGAAAAUUUGCCUGAUGAAAAUGAAGAACAAAGGCAGAGUGAUCAAAAUCAAGAGAAGGCAGAAGUGGAGGAGCGCCUGGUGAUGGCAGGAAAUCCAGACCAGCAGGAAGAUAAUGUUGAUGAGCAGUACCAAGAAGAGGGAGAAGAGGAGGUUCAAGAAGAUUUGACGGAGGAGAAGAGAAGAGAGCUGGAGCAUAAUGCUGAAGAGACCUAUGGAGAGAACGAUGAAAAC